CGUAAGAAUAUUGCCAGCUGAAAGUAGGGUUUUUGAUGUAAUCAACGCCAUUUUGGAAUCGAAGAAUCGGACAACGUUGACACAAGAGACCAAACGACAACCCUAUUUUGCAGCAAAAACACUGAAAAAUAAUCAAAAAACAGUGGGCACCCAUUUCGGCCCGUUUUUAACCAUAAGUGAUGUCUCCGUUGACCGGAUGGGAUUCCAUUUGUCGGAUUUGCUUGAAAGAAGGUGAUCUGAGUCCAAUAUUCGAUGGUGAAGAAGAUGUCAGUGCGAAAAUUAUGUUAUGCUCGUCGAUUGAGGUGAAAAAGGGAAUGAAUUUACCCGAACAAAUUUGUGAUAACUGCCUGUCCGACCUGGAAACGGCCUGCAAAUUCCGCAAAAACUGUGAGAGCUCCGAGGCAAUUCUGAAUUCAUGCAUCAUAACGAAUUCCGAGACUCGAACAACGAAUGAAGUGGUCUUCAGCACUGACUCUGGUGAUGUGUACAAAUUUCGCGCUCCGUCCAGUUUGAAUGUGAAACGAAUCAAAAGGGAAUCGGUUUCAGUGCCUCCAGUAGAGAUCAUGGAACCGGAUCCGGAACCCUAUGAAAAGGAACAAGAAUUCGAAUUUAUCGAUCAGAGCACCGUCGAGUAUGUGGAAGGCGAUGACACUCUAGUGGAUGAGGACGAUAACACUGUGUACUACGUGGAACAAUUACACGAAGACGAUCUGGAAUAUUACGAACCCGUUGAUAAAGAUUCCGGUGAAGUAGACGAUAGACCUAUUGUCGAUGCACCAUCAACGGAUCCAUUUAUGUCCGAGCAAUCGAAUAAACAAUUCAAAAACGUUACGCGACCACCGAACAAGUUCGUUCCGAAGCCGGACAGCGAUGUAACGAUUCUCGGUUCGGCCGAAAUUAUAACCAAGGAAAACGGAAAGAAAGUCUACCGUGUGAAGCGAAUGUUCAAGGAAGAAGCGAAACCGUUGAAGCAGUGCAAACUGUGUGGCAAUCAGUACAAGUAUCAGCAUGCAUUGGACUCACAUAUGCGGCGGCAUAACAACGAUAAGCCCUUUGAAUGCGACAUUUGCGGGAAAGCUUUUGUGAUCAACUUCGAGUUAAACCGACACAAACGAAUCCAUAGUGGAGAGAAACCAUACAAAUGCCAGUACUGCGAUCGACGCUUCUCCGACUUUGGUAGUCGCAUCAAACACGAAAGGACACACACGGGAGAACGGCCAUACAAAUGUAACAUCUGUGGUAAGGCGUUCGCAUACUCCCAUGUACUUAACAGUCACAAUUUAAUUCACACCGGCGAGAAGAAAUACCACUGUACAACUUGCGGUAAACGCUUCACCAAAUCCCAUCACCUGAAGGCACACUUAAACAUUCACGAGAAAAACAAAGGCAAUAAGAGCGCAUUGAGUCGACCGAUACCCGAACCGCGCUACUAUACCGAUGUGAUGAAAGUGAUAACACCAUCGGCACGCACAACCGACGACGAUGAUGAAAUGCAUGGAAUGCAAGACGGCGAUAUCAUCCACAGUGAAGGUCUGACGGUUUUAGAAACCGAUGACAUUGACAUCAAGGAAGGUAUUUCGAUGAUUUUCCAAGAUGGUACAAUUGUGCAGACGCACUGAUGGAAUUCGCUUUCGCUGUAGAAAUCGAAACUUUUUAGAAUUGCAUGUUUUUCGUUCGUUCUCGACGUGCCCUGCGUUUUCUUUAUUUUGUAUUUUCUUUACACCAAAAACGAAUAAAAAAUUGAGUUCGCAAUG
This is a messenger RNA of Bradysia coprophila, 1754 nucleotides long. RefSeq lists its product as uncharacterized. Gene Ontology annotation, cellular component: nucleus. Gene Ontology annotation, biological process: regulation of gene expression. The record is from RefSeq and is a predicted model, not a curated record. Gene Ontology annotation, molecular function: zinc ion binding. NCBI's taxonomy places the organism in Eukaryota, Metazoa, Arthropoda, Insecta, Diptera, Sciaridae.